Messenger RNA from Silurus meridionalis, 2191 nucleotides. RefSeq names its product SRY-box transcription factor 3 (gene sox3). The coding region runs from base 282 to 1187 and encodes 301 amino acids. Gene Ontology annotation, molecular function: RNA polymerase II cis-regulatory region sequence-specific DNA binding; DNA-binding transcription factor activity, RNA polymerase II-specific. NCBI's taxonomy places the organism in Eukaryota, Metazoa, Chordata, Actinopteri, Siluriformes, Siluridae. Gene Ontology annotation, biological process: anatomical structure morphogenesis; cell differentiation; regulation of DNA-templated transcription. The record is from RefSeq and is a predicted model, not a curated record. The transcript has a single exon.
AGCAACGCACUGGGAGCUGGAGAGGAAAGAGACACAAGAACCCGGUAGAUUUCUUAUUAAAAACUCCAAAAACCUUUAGGUCUUUCGCACAGAAAGUUUGUUCGUUUGACAACUGCGUAGUUUUUAAAUUCGUUUCUUUUAUUAUUAUUAUUUUUUUUUUUAAAGUACGAGUUUUAUUCCUUGUUUUAGAUUUUGGGUAAACUUUUCGUGCGCUUGCUUUCUACUUUUGUAGAACUUUUUUUUAACACCUAAUAGACGCUUGAUAAAAAAAAGCUGCUUGAAUGUAUAACAUGAUGGAAACCGAGCUUAAAAGCCCCCUGCCCCCGCAGACCAACGCGGGCUCGGGACCGGGCGGGAAAAACAGCGGCGCGAACGACCAAGACCGAGUUAAGCGACCGAUGAACGCGUUCAUGGUGUGGUCGCGCGGCCAGCGCAGGAAGAUGGCUCAGGAGAACCCCAAGAUGCACAACUCCGAGAUCAGCAAGCGCCUGGGUGCAGACUGGAAGCUGCUCACUGACGCUGAAAAAAGGCCGUUUAUCGACGAGGCGAAGCGCCUGCGUGCCAUGCACAUGAAGGAGCACCCGGAUUACAAAUACCGGCCGCGUCGCAAGACCAAGACUCUGCUGAAGAAAGACAAGUACUCUCUGCCCGGCGGCCUCUUGGCUCCCGGCGCAGGCGCAGUGAACAGCGCGAUGUCCGUGGGCCACCAGCGCAUGGACGGCUACGCGCACGUGGCCAACGGCUGGACGAACGGCGCGUACUCGCUGGUCCAGGAGCAGCUGGCCUACCCGCAGCAUCAUGGCAUGAGCAGCCCGCCGCCUCUGCAACAGAUGCACCGCUACGACAUGACGGCGGGUCUGCAGUACCCGAUGAUGUCCACAGCGCAGACGUACAUGAGCGCCGCGUCCACGUACAGCGGCGUGUCGUACGCGCAGCAGAGCCCGGGAGCCGUGGGCCUCGGCUCCGUGUGUAAGACAGAGCCCAGCUCGCCGCCGCCUGCAAUCGCCUCGCACUCGCAGCGCGCCUGCCUCGGAGACCUGAGGGACAUGAUCAGCAUGUACCUGCCGCCCGGGGGAGACAGUGCCGAUCACAGCACACUGCAGAGCAGCCGCUUACACAGCGUACAUCCACACUACCAGAGCGCGGGGACCGGGGUCAACGGAACACUUCCCCUAACCCACAUUUAACAGACUCACUGGGGUUUUAGGGCAAGUGGAAAGGAAAGAGUGAAGAAAACACUGCCCCCGAGAUACAUUCAAGAGACUUCGUGUUUUAGGGGUAGUAGAGUUGAGAUGCUGAAUGGAGCAUUACCCUAAACCCACAUAAAAAAAGACUCGUGGUUUAGGGGUUUGGAAAGGAAAGGGUGGGGGGGUUAAAAAAAGGACUAAGUACUUCGGAUACUUGAACAUUUAUAAACUGAAAAACAGAAAAAAAUGCAGUUCAUUUUUUUUAAAGAAUGAAACUAUUUUAAUCUCAACAAGUUGUCCGUUUAAAGGUUUAUGACAUGUCAUGAACUGGGUUCUGGAUGUUGCUCGCAGUUUAGACCUGCAUUGCAAAGAGCUUUUCUUUUAUAUAUAUAUAUAUAUAUAUAUAUAUAUAUAUAUAUAUAUAUAUAUAUAUAUAUAUAUAUAUAUAUAUAAGCUAACGCAAUCAAAAUGCGUGCAGGAAAAAUAAAAUCGGGCUUUUUACUUAAGAAGCCGUCAGAUAAUCUCUAAAUGAAAAAAAAAAAUAAAAUAAAAUGAAAUAAUAGGCACGUGGCUUCCUGAUGAAGCUGUUGUAAUUUCAGAAAACAAAACACUGGAGGAAGAGUAUGUUUGCUCAUUUUAAUGUUUACACUUAAUUUUUGUAGAAUGUCAGUUUUGUUGGCUGUGUCCAAACCUGUGUAGUCUUCUUUCUGUUUUUUUUUUAUGUAUUAGUUUUGACAUUGCAAUGAAAUAAAUGUGCUGGUCGCGAGCGCAAAGUUUGUUUUAUUUAUAGUAUUUUUUUAAGUUUGUGAACCAUAGCUUUUAUGUCUCGUUGUUCACUUUUUGUUUCAGUUUGUUUGUGUGAAGCUUUUUUCCCCUGUGAUGUUUUUACAGUAUCAGUUGAUCCCAAGUUUUUGUGGGACUGAGAGUUUUAUUUAAAACAGGCGUUUCUGCUUAUUUUAAAACCAUCUUUAUUCUCAAAUGCCGAAUAAAUUUGUACAAAAGAA